GGAAAUCAAAAAUGCAUGCCUUGCGAUUGUCUGCUAAUCGAACGCCAAGUGUCGCUCGGGCUUUCAGGCAAGGACCGCCGACUGCCUUCACGCUUCAUGAUAUCCUAUGGCAAAAUACUACGCGCCUGCCCUGUUAUAAGGCUCCGCGGAGGCCAUUGUCUACACAAAUCCCCCAAUCUUCUGCUCCUCAUCCGGGUCCCAGAUAUGUCUCGGCGCGAGAGAUGUACGCGCAAAGAAAUCGCAGCCUGCUUAUGUAUACCUCUGCCGUGAUAGUGUUUGCGGUUGGUGUGACUUACGCUGCUGUUCCUCUUUACCGCAUGUUCUGCGCCGCGACUGGAUUCGCGGGUACCCCUAUGGUCGGUACAGGAAAGUUCGAAGCGGAACGCCUAGUACCAAUAGAGGGUGCCAGGCGCAUCAAAGUAGUUUUCAACGCGGAUAGAUCAGAGCAGCUGCCCUGGACGUUCACUCCUCAGCAGAAGUUUGUUACUGUGCUUCCGGGUGAAACAAGCCUGGCUUUCUAUAAGGCGAAGAAUACGUCCUCUGAGGACAUUAUUGGGAUUGCUACGUAUAAUGUAACACCAGACAGAAUCGCUCCAUAUUUUGCGAAGGUGGAGUGCUUCUGUUUUGAGGAGCAGAAACUGCUUGCGGGGGAGGAGGUAGAUAUGCCUCUCCUCUUUUUCAUUGACAAGGACGUGCUCGAGGAUCCGGCGUGCCGAGACCUGGACAACAUCGUGCUGUCCUACACGUUCUUCCGCGCGCGUCGGAAUGCCCAAGGACAUCUCGAGCCAGACGCGUCGGAAGAGGUCGUGCAGGCAUCGCAGGGGUUCGGCGAGUACGAACAUGCGCCAAAGACCGAGGUUCGAAAUGCCAUCGCAGUCGGAAAAUCAGCGUCAUCUUGAAAUCAUCCGUGUGCGACUAUUGAGAUUCUCUGCGGGCCGAGUCCGGACUGGGUUUGCGACAUAUGGGCGUAGAUGUACGGACGAUGUCAGUUGUUGGCAAUUCAUAGCACCUGCAUCUUUCGUUCACCG
Molecule: messenger RNA, 1028 nt
Organism: Heterobasidion irregulare TC 32-1
Lineage: Eukaryota; Fungi; Basidiomycota; Agaricomycetes; Russulales; Bondarzewiaceae
Exons: 5
Coding region: 12-899 (295 amino acids)
Cellular component (GO): mitochondrial inner membrane
Molecular function (GO): copper ion binding
Source: RefSeq, a predicted model, not a curated record